Messenger RNA from Thunnus maccoyii (southern bluefin tuna), 2348 nucleotides. RefSeq names its product ubiquitin-conjugating enzyme E2B (RAD6 homolog) (gene ube2b). Gene Ontology annotation, molecular function: ubiquitin conjugating enzyme activity. The transcript is spliced from 6 exons. The record is from RefSeq and is a predicted model, not a curated record. Gene Ontology annotation, cellular component: HULC complex. Bases 155 to 613 code for a protein of 152 amino acids. Lineage: Eukaryota; Metazoa; Chordata; Actinopteri; Scombriformes; Scombridae. Gene Ontology annotation, biological process: proteasome-mediated ubiquitin-dependent protein catabolic process; DNA repair; protein polyubiquitination.
ACUGUAAGCAACCGACGUCACCAUAAAUAGCGAGCUAGCCAGUUGUUUUGAGAGAAGAAGAAAAGGGGCUUACAGGCGGAAGAAACACCGGAUUUGGUUUCAGAUCGUAUUCGGUUUAUGGUCCUGGUUUAGUUUAAAAAAAACAUUUUGAAUAAUGUCGACCCCGGCGAGGAGACGGCUUAUGAGAGAUUUUAAAAGACUUCAAGAAGACCCUCCUACCGGUGUGAGCGGCGCACCGUCAGAGAACAACAUCAUGCUUUGGAACGCUGUUAUUUUUGGGCCUGUGGGAACACCAUUCGAAGACGGAACGUUUAAGCUUCUGAUAGAGUUUUCAGAGGAGUACCCAAACAAGCCUCCCACAGUUCGGUUUGUCUCCAGAAUGUUUCAUCCAAAUGUUUAUGCAGAUGGCAGUAUAUGUUUAGACAUCCUUCAGAAUCGCUGGAGCCCCACAUACGAUGUCUCGUCCAUACUCACCUCCAUCCAGUCGUUGCUGGACGAGCCAAAUCCCAACAGCCCAGCCAACAGUCAGGCCGCACAGCUCUAUCAGGAAAACAAGAGGGAGUACGAGAAGAGGGUGACGGCCAUCGUGGAGCAGAGCUGGGUGGACGUCUGAGCUCCUCUCGCUCUCUCUACUCCCUCCUCUCCAUAAACCUCUCUUCAUCAUCCCAGAGUACUCCAUUCUCUCAUUUUUACCUCAUCGAGAAGAAAAAAAAAAAAAAACAGCAACUAUAUCAGAAGAACUCAAGUGCCACCCUGAAAAAAAAAAAAAAAAAAGAUCCAGAGAACAACCAAAUCAGAAUGGACAUUAACUUGCUUGCCAAUACAUUUUGAGGAAAAUGAGGGAGGGGAAAUCAAUCUUAUAUUUGUGUUUCUUGUCCUUAAUUUUACUUUUUUUUAUUGCAUGAUGUGAAAUAAGUUAUUGCUAACAGAAUUUGUAAUAUAUCUUUGUUGUUUGGUUGGAUUGAUGCUGUUAGUGUUUGAGUUUUACAGAUUCUUCUUCUCUUUUUGUAAAUUUUUCUUUCUUUUUUUUUUUUUUUUUUGUCUGCUGGUGUGCACACAACUUGGCUGUUUGGAAAAAGAGCAGGUUGAUGACCAAAUCAGUGAAAUUUUUUGAAAAAGCAAAGGAGGAUUAACAACCCAGAAAACACCUUUUUUUUUUUUUCCGAGCGGGUAUCUUUUGUCGUUCAAAUCGGCCACAUACGCUGCUGAUGAUAAAGAACAAUUCCUGGUCUGUCCCACCAUAUCUGUUAUUUUAAGAGACACUGUAAUUUUAGGCUCGCAGACGUCACAGGCUGCAACAGCGCCAAGUCUCCCUUGCACUGAUGAAUCAUGGCUCCCUGGCAAGCUGGUUCUGAGCUUUUUUUUAUUUUUUAUUUUAAUCAUUUCUGCUCCAAGGUAGAAGAUGAUGAUGAUGAUGAUGAUGAUGAUAGAGAGGACAGGAUAAGCUUGGACUGUGAAUCCCAAAGUGGGGUGCAGGGAAUCCCCCCCCGGCUGAACUGAGGAAAUACUGUAUUCAUUUCAAUCAUUUUAAUUUUCUGUACAUCAGCCUUAAAGACAACUACAAUCAGCAUGAAGUUGUUUAAUACACCUAGAAGUUGGGUGUACUUCUACAUCAUGAUCCCAUCUAGUAUUACUGAGCUGCCUGGUUUAGUUUUACAAAACAUUACGCUGUUUAUAUCCUGCUUAUUUUCUAUAAUACACAUUUUUAUUACUUCUCACAGCUCCUCCUCCUCCUGACAGCUCAUCGUAGUCUCUCGUGCCCACAUGGCUUUUUCUCUAAUUUCACCCGCCGCAGAAAGCAAAAAGACUGCGUCGCCUGUGACGUGUGACAGCAUGAAUGAAGUGUCUGUGCUUUUGAUCCUUCUCUUUAAAAUGACACAGCUGAAAUCCAAAUUAACAAACAAGCAGAGGAUGAAAGCCGGUCCCUGUUCUCAGCUGUAAACGACAGCAGUUUAAAACGGGAUCGACAGAGCAAACCGUGCCGCUGAGGAGCCCAGACUCCAAUGCAGGUCACAUGACAUCAACUGUUUUCCCCAAAGGCCCAGGUUGUUUUUCACGCCUGCGUUUUGUCUUUUUUAUUUUAUUUGUAUGUGAUACCCAGUUAUAAGACCAUUUGAGGAGUAUAAAUUUAUGACUUAACGCUGCCCAAUUACAGCUAAAUAAUCCAUGCAAGACAGUCAUCAUAAGAGUUCUUUUUUUUUUUUAAGACAGUAAAGGUCAUAUUGUGACUAGUGAUUUAUUUCACCUAAUAAGCAGAAGGGAUACGUUACAAAAUUUUGUGAAUUUAAAAAAAAAGUGUAUACUUAUAACAAUAUGCUGUAUAAACAUAAUAAAACACAUUUUUCAGA